This is a messenger RNA of Carica papaya (papaya), 1581 nucleotides long. Its product is annotated as Nucleotide/sugar transporter family protein. The record is from RefSeq and is a predicted model, not a curated record. Lineage: Eukaryota; Viridiplantae; Streptophyta; Magnoliopsida; Brassicales; Caricaceae.
UCAGGUUCCUCCUGAAGCAAAAAAUAUCUCCUCCAACCAAGUCUUGUUGCAGACUCUCUUCCUCCUCAAUCUCUCUCGUGUCUCUCUCUCUCUUCAUACAAGCAGCAACAGAUGCUCACUGCAAGUGUGCUAUCAUCAUCAUCGUCAUCAUCAUUUCAUGUCACUUUCUCCAAAUCCAACCAUCAACUCCCCAUAAAUGCUUCCCUCCUCAAUCCAAAUCCUUCCCAAACCCCCAACUUCUCAUCUUCUCUUUUCACCAAACCCACCAAAGCCUCCACCUUUCCCAACAUUAAUGGCUACCCAUUUGGCCUAUCUUAUGGAACCAGUUUCCAGAUCCGAUAUCCAACCCUAAAGUCUCAUAUUCCUCGUGCAGCUUCAUCUUCUGAACCAAACCCACCAGGGGAAACAUCAGUUUCAAAGCCCAAGAAUCUGCAGCUUGCCAUUAUAUUUGGCCUCUGGUACUUUCAAAACAUUGUCUUUAACAUCUACAACAAGAAGGUUCUCAAUAUCUUCCCAUUUCCGUGGCUACUCGCUUCUUUUCAGCUCUUUGCAGGCUCUGUUUGGAUGUUCAUUCUCUGGUCAUUGAAGCUGCAGCCUUGCCCCAAAAUCACUAAACCUUUCAUUAUUGCACUACUUGGACCUGCACUGUUUCACACCAUAGGUCAUAUAUCAGCUUGUGUUUCAUUCUCCAAGGUUGCUGUCUCAUUCACUCACGUCAUCAAAUCUUCAGAACCUGUUUUUUCUGUUGUUUUUUCCUCCUUUCUUGGUGAUUCAUACCCUUUGAAAGUAUGGCUCUCCAUUCUCCCCAUUGUUUUGGGUUGCUCUCUAGCUGCAAUUACUGAAGUCUCCUUCAAUUUUCAAGGCUUGUGGGGUGCAUUGAUUAGUAAUGUGGGGUUUGUUUUAAGGAACAUUUAUUCCAAGAGGAGUUUGCAGAAUUUCAAGGAAGUUAAUGGAUUGAACUUGUAUGGUUGGAUCAGUAUAAUCUCAUUGCUUUACCUGUUUCCAGUUGCGGUUUUUGUUGAAGGAUCACAAUGGAUUCAGGGGUAUCAUAAAGCAAUUGAAUCAGUAGGAAAAUCAUCCACUUUCUAUUUAUGGGUGCUGCUGUCUGGGAUAUUUUACCAUCUGUAUAAUCAAUCAUCUUACCAGGCGCUUGAUGAAAUUAGUCCUUUGACAUUUUCAGUUGGGAACACUAUGAAGAGGGUGGUGGUGAUUGUAUCAACUGUUUUAGUUUUUAGGAACCCUGUUAGGCCUUUGAAUGCACUUGGAUCAGCUAUUGCCAUAUUUGGGACUUUCCUGUAUUCACAAGUGACAGCUAAGAAGAAAACAAUAGAGGAAAAGAACUGACAUUCUGUCAAUCUGUCUCUUUAACAGGACCCUUCUUGCUACUUUGGAUCCAGCAUUUGGUUUGCAGACUUGGCUCCUAGACUCUGUGAAUUCUAGUCUUUACCCCCUGCACCCUGAGUCCCAAAGGGAGAUAUUUUUUGGUGCAAAUUAUGAAUUUGUAGUUGUGUCUUAAUUUCUUGAAAGCUCUGUAAUUAUAUGCUUAUAUAAUUCCUAAUCUUUAGAAUUCGGUGAUUUUAA